Cladophialophora psammophila CBS 110553 is the source of this 825-nucleotide messenger RNA. RefSeq lists its product as uncharacterized. The coding region runs from base 1 to 825 and encodes 274 amino acids. NCBI's taxonomy places the organism in Eukaryota, Fungi, Ascomycota, Eurotiomycetes, Chaetothyriales, Herpotrichiellaceae. Gene Ontology annotation, cellular component: extracellular region. The transcript has a single exon. The record is from RefSeq and is a predicted model, not a curated record.
AUGGUUUUUCUUCUCUCCCUCCCGGCGAUCACCAUCUUCCUCGCGCUCCUCCCUGUCCAAGUACUCUGCCAAGAACCCGCGACGGUCACAGUAGUUGGUACAACCAUUACUCAAACUUUUACCGCGGCCGCCUCCACCACGCCUCUCUCGCCCCAGUACACCAACUCCCUCACCUUCCGGGAAUCAAUCCUCAACUCUACGAACUUCUAUCGUUACGAGCAUUCGGCCGGGUACAUAUACUGGAACAAUACUCUUGCAUCUUACGCUCAGAGCUACUCGGAAAGUUGCGUAUGGGAACACUCGCACGGUCCCUAUGGGGAGAACCUCGCCAGAGGAUAUCCCGACGUUAUCUCGGCAGUUGACGCCUGGGGAAAUGAAAGGGCACUGUAUAACUUUUCCAGCACAGAUCCGACCGGCUUUACUGAGAGCACGGGUCAUUUUACCCAAUUAGUAUGGCAAAACACACAGGCCACAGGAUGCGGCUGGACAAACUGCAACGGCCAGAACGGGCUGGACGGCAUAUACUUGGUGUGCGAGUACUGGCCGCCGGGGAACAUCGUCGGAGAAAACAAUUUGUUCUUCAAAGCAAAUGUUGACCCUCAACGGAGCAGUGGGGAUACCGGAUUUGACGAACUGAGUGCAACGAUGGGUGCCACGGGCGGGACACCGACCGCGACGAGUUCACUUUUGAAUCUACCGGCCGCGACGGCGAGCAGUACGGGUGAGUCGAUUGGGGCUCCAAUGGUGGAGAUGGAUAGACGGGGGCUGCUCGUUAUUGUGUGCGUGACACUGGCCGCCGUGUUGUUCGGGUUGGGAAUGUCGUGA